GCCACCUACAGAAGAUAUUUGAUCUUGUGACAGAUGUAUCUUUUUCAAACUCCCCAGGAACAUCUGGGGACAUUUUGAGACAAAAAGAACCAAAAUUGAUCUACCUUUUUAGGGACCCUAUAGGCAAAGCUUUAAUGGGGAGGAGAAAAUGAUCUUGUGUAUAGUUUUACUUAAAUUUUUAUUUUGAGUAAUUGUAUUUCUAACUUAGAUAUGAGUAUGUGGAUUUUCAUGAUUUUCUCUGGGCCUCUGUGCAAAUCUAGCCUUAGGCGGGUGCCUGGAUCCAAACCUGCGGCCGCAUAUUGAUGGCAAAUGGAAGGGCAGCCACAUACACUUCAUUAGUGUGACAACUCAAAAAGUAUAUUAUUGAUCUUUCCAAAUUUCACACGUAUGAAGUUCUAGAAUUGGUAAUUUUGAGACAAAUCACACCAAAACAAAGCAGCACCCCUUAUUGCAGCAAAAAGAAGGGUAAUUAGAGAAGACACUUAAUCUUGUGAAUGUGAAAACUCAAAAAGUAUUUGAUGGAUUGCAUUGCCAAUUAAAAAAAAAUAAUUAUAUGGAAGAAGGUCUAUGCCAGAUUUCAUUUAGAGGCUAAUCACACCAAAUUGAAGCAUCACUAGGUGGCAGCAAAGGAAGGAAAGGGGGGCAGCUGCAGAAGACCGUUAACAUUGUGAACACAUUAACUGUAAAAUUGAAUUAUCUUUUUCAAAUUCCCUUGGGACAUUGUAUAGGCGAUGAUUUGGCACUGGUUUAUUUGAGACAAAUGGAAGCAGUGACACUUAGCUGUGUCCCAUAAAAGGACAGCCAGAGACACAGAUCUAGGGAUCCUGAUUACGCUGAGACAAAGAUUUCUUUGCAGUGGUGUGGAGAGUGUGUUGGGGUGUGGAAGGAGUAGGGAUUAGAUGGAGGGAAUGACGGGGCCACCCGAGAAAUACAUUGUAUUUACUACAGUAUGAAAAAUUUAAAUGUGAUACCGUAGAAUGCAAUAAAACAAGUCAUAGUCGCCAUGCAAAGGUUAUGUUUUUAAAUACUUAUGUUCACGUAAGACUUAAACGGUAGGUAAAUGGAUUCCAGUAGCGUUGUGUUGAAAUUAACAAUAAAAGCGAACUAACCUGACAGCUACCUUACUCAAAUUACUGAGCACAGAUUAAGAUCUUUAGGUUUUGCUCGAGUCGUCUGCCUUUGUUUUUAUUUUUUGUAGAGACAUCUUUGAAAAGCUGUUACUUGGUUUCAUUUCAAUAUGUUACAUCUGACUGCAGUACGCCGCGAAGCGUGUAACCGGUACGGAUUGUAUUUAUCGACAGUUGACGUCACUUUUAUUUUGAAGCAUGUAACCGGAAGUCUUGCCGCUCGGUUUAUUCACGCUAUUCGAACGACAGCAAGCGGCACUAAUAUGACUGGUCAGUCGAGAGGACCGAAGGUGCUUGUAUUUCUGAGAAUUGCAUUUCUAAGCUUAAUACUGGUCUUGGUUGUCCUGCUACUUGUUGCUACGAUCCGGACGUUUUCACUGGAUGUUAAUUCCGGGCUUCAGCUCGGAAAAUGGGAGAGAACAGCCAUUAUCCCAGAGCAUAUAAGCGCAGCACAGAGAGAGCAGCUCCUAAGCAAUCUGAAAGAGGCCAUCCAGAUUCCCACCGUGUCAUUUGCGGAGAACGACCUGAACACGACCGCGCUGCAGGAGUUCGGGCGCUUCCUGCAAAGAGUGUUUCCUGCAGUGUUCUCUUCUCCUCUGGUGAAGCAUGAGGUGGUGUCCAACUACAGCCACCUCUUCUGGAUGCCAGGCUCGGACUCCUCCCUGCAGCCUUACAUGCUGCUUGCCCACAUCGAUGUGGUUCCUGCCACGGAGAGCGACGGGUGGGAUGCUCCACCUUUCUCCGGAGAGGAGAUAGACGGGUUCAUAUAUGGCCGGGGAACCAUCGACGACAAGAAUUCCGUUGUGGGAAUUUUGCAGGCACUGGAGUACUUGGUCGAGCGCGGUUACGUACCCAGACGUGGCUUCUAUGUUGGACUGGGUCAUGAUGAAGAGGUGGGGGGCCACAACGGAGCCAAGAGCAUUGUGAAGUUGCUGGAGUCGCGAGGGGUCAGCCUGGCUUUUGUCCUGGAUGAAGGUCUGGCUCUUCUGGAUGGAGUCAUCAGUAACCUGCAGGGGCCAGUUGCUCUAAUCGGAGUCACAGAGAAGGGGCAGGCCACGGUGAAGCUCAGCGUCACCGCCCUCCCCGGCCACUCCUCCAUACCUCCCAGAGAAACCAGCAUCGGCAUCCUUGCUGGUGCAGUUACUAGACUUGAGAAGAAUCCCAUGCCUAUGCUGUUUGGCUACGGUCCCGAGCGCAGCAUGUUCGAGCAUCUUGCGUACAAGUUUACCCUCCCGCUGAAGUUUAUCAUGUCCAACUUGUGGCUGUUUUCUCCCCUGCUUGGAAGGAUAAUGGAAAGGAGGCCGGAAAUGAAUGCUUUUGUCCGUACGACCACUGCUGUCUCCGUGUUCCACGGAGGGGUUAAGGUUAACAUCAUACCUCCAUAUGCAGAGGCAUUUGUGAAUUUCCGCAUCCACCCUGCACAGACAUUACAGGAGGUACUAGAGCUAAUCAACGGGAUGGUGGAUGACGAACGAGUGAAUAUUGAACUGGUGGAUGGAUUUGACCCGCUGCCUGUAAGCUCCUACGAUGACGAGUCCUUUGGGUACCAGCUGAUCAAGAAAACGGUCCUGGAUAUGUUCCCACAUGUGACAGUGGCCCCAGGGUUGUGCAUCGGAAACACAGACAGUCGUCAUUACACUACGCUGACCAAAAACGUAUACCGCUUUGCCCCUGUCUGGUUUAAACCAGGGGACACAAAGAGGUUUCAUGGCGUGAACGAGAGAAUCGGCAUAAAGAAUUACGAAGACUCUGUGUUUUUCUACUUCAAGUUCAUCCAGAACUGCGACGUCAGGGAGCUGCCGGAGCCCCACGGCAGCCUGCACGAGCUGUGAAGCUCGCGGGCCGCUGAAGCUCCGUCGCUGUUUCAGCGAGGUGUAACGCUACUGCAGAUGAGGGGUGACGGUGGUGUGGCUCCCUGCGAAGGGGGCCCUAAGCUCAUACACCACCCACUCACUUUGGCCUGAUGCUGCUAAUACCUGCUGACGCGAUACAUUUUGACUGAAAUUCUAAGAUAUGUUAAACCUAAAUCUAGUUUGUGUUGGAAAUUGUUCUACUGAAAUAGCUGCAUCUUCAAUUGAUCGUGUGAUGUCUAAGCUCAGGGUUCUGUCCUUAAAGUCCUUAAAGUCUUUUUAAAAUAUUAAAUUUAAGGCCUUAAUUGCUAUUAAAGUGUCUUAAAUCCAUCUGUUAAGCAUAUGAAAAAUGGCACAAGCUUGGAAAAUAACAAUGAUUUACCAUGUU
This is a messenger RNA of Paramormyrops kingsleyae, 3365 nucleotides long. Its product is annotated as N-fatty-acyl-amino acid synthase/hydrolase PM20D1.2. The record is from RefSeq and is a predicted model, not a curated record. Gene Ontology annotation, molecular function: hydrolase activity, acting on carbon-nitrogen (but not peptide) bonds, in linear amides. Gene Ontology annotation, biological process: lipid metabolic process; amino acid metabolic process. NCBI's taxonomy places the organism in Eukaryota, Metazoa, Chordata, Actinopteri, Osteoglossiformes, Mormyridae.